AUCCCGUACAGCCAGUGUGCGGAUGUGAUGUGGGCCCUGGGCCAGAACCCUAUCAAUGCUGAGGUGCUCGAGGUUCUGGGGAACCCUAAGAGUAAGGAGAUAGAUGUGAAGAUGUUGGACUUUGAGCACUUUCUGCCCAUGCUGCAGACUGUGGCCAAGAACAAGGACCAAGGCACCCAGGAGGAGUAUGUUGAAGGCUUUCGGGUAUUUGACAAGGAAGGCAAUGGCAUAGUCAUGGGUGCUGAAAUCCAGCAUGUUCUUGUCACACUGGGUGAGAAAAUGACAGAGGAAGAAGUUGAGAUGCUGGUGGCAGGGCAUGAGGACAGUAAUGGUUGUAUCAACUAUGAGUGGCUUGUCCAUAUGGUGGUGAAUGGCUGAGGACCAUCCCAAC
Molecule: messenger RNA, 391 nt
Organism: Nycticebus coucang (slow loris)
Lineage: Eukaryota; Metazoa; Chordata; Mammalia; Primates; Lorisidae
Product: myosin light polypeptide 6-like
Exons: 1
Coding region: 28-378 (116 amino acids)
Cellular component (GO): myosin II complex
Molecular function (GO): structural constituent of muscle; calcium ion binding
Source: RefSeq, a predicted model, not a curated record